This is a messenger RNA of Schistosoma guineensis, 2696 nucleotides long. The record is from the annotation of a GenBank genome assembly. Lineage: Eukaryota; Metazoa; Platyhelminthes; Trematoda; Strigeidida; Schistosomatidae.
CCGUGAACUAUUAUUAUUGUUUCAGUUAUUUUAUGCACCAUUUUAUCUAAAAGGAACUAAUAGUACUUAUUAUAUUAAAUGAUGGGUCGUUCUCACUCUCGCUACAGCUCCUCAAGUUCAUCAAAUGAAAAGCGUAAAACAUAUCACACGAAACCCCACAGUCGUUCACAUCGUAAGAAAGUCAAAAGAAAAUCAGUCAAUCGGAAUGCAUCGAAUAGCCGUCAAAAAGAUAAAAUACUCAAUCUUACUCAAAAAGUGUGCAAUAUGGUUGAUGCUGAUAAGAAGCGUAAUCGUUCUGAAAAGCAUAAGAAUAAAUUGACAUCUUGUGGAUGUCCAUAUAAUUGUGAAGACGAGAUCCUGACAUUACGUAACAGCAUUGAGAACCUUCGUUCCGGUUUAAGUCUUUGUCACAAAGAAAGGCCAAUUUUUCAGCUCGAUCAUUUUGUUGACGAUCAUUAUCAGCUUCUUUCUGAAGCUUGGAUUUCUAUCGGUCCAUCUAAGCUCAAAGAUCUAGUAUCUGCUAAUUUACUGUCAAUAUGUGCUCGACGAGAACGUAGGGAUAUGAAACAUUCAUCUGGUAAGAACCCCAAGGUUUCAUGUGUUGUCCAACCCUAUGUAUCUUUUGACGGAAGUGACUACCAACUUGGGAUUUCGGAGUUGUGGCAUAGAUGUAUUCAGGAGCUGAAUGAUUUGUCAAUCGACCAAAUAAAAGCCAUUCUAAGUGGAACAAUGAACCUUGAUCCGGUUGAAUUAGUUCGUCAUCCUAGUAACAAAAGUGAGAUUGUCAGCUCCGAAAAAGAUAACUGCUCUCAUUCCCCUAAACUAAAUCCAGUAUGUGAAAAGAAUUUUGAAAUGCAAGUUCACGAUGCUGAUUCAACUACUGCCUUGUGUUCAGUACUUGAAAAUCAAUUUGAUGUUCAAAAAGCUAAUGAUCAUAGGAUUAUUGAUGAUAAACUUUACAAAAAUUCGGAAUCAUUUACAAAAUCCUGGUCUUCUACAAGUCCAAAAGAUUGUAGAAUUGAGGAAAAACAUUCAACUGGAGAAACUUGCUGUAUUUCAGAUUCAAAGGAUUUAGUAGAUUUAGUUCAUCAAGAAAUUACAGAACUUGAAAUGCGAGCACGAGCUAUUCGUGCAAUGCUUAAAACUAAAUCGAAUCAACUCAAAUCAUAAAUUUGUAAAUUUAUUCUUGAAGCAUAAACAUGUCAUCUAUCAAUUGUUAUCACUAUGGUUAUUAUUAUAAAACAUUGUUUUCACCAAAUCGUAUGUUUCGAUUUUUUCAUCCCAUUUUAUUUCCUUUCCCCGUUUGUGUGUGUGUGUGUGUGUGUUUGUAUAUAUACAUCCCGGUUGUUUUCCUACUAUUUGUAUUAUGAAACAGACCAACUAUUCACGUAUAUACAUAUAUUAGUUUGAUUCUUAUAUCAUUUCUAUUUGUUGUUUAUAUUAUCUACCAUUUGGUUUGUUAUACUCAAUGAAAUGAGAUUAUGUACAUUAAUAAAAUUUCAAUAAAUAUAUACUUGCCCCCCCCUUCCAGCCAAACAAAUUGGUGAAGCCUAUUAAGCCCUUCUGGAGAGAAACAGGCCACAUCAAAGCACGGCACAACUACCGGGGCUAGAAUAGUUGUUUCUGCAAUCCUUUGAAGUUUGCCCAAUGAUGAGCAACUCCAUAUGAUACAUGCACCACUUUCGAAAAUUUUUUUUGUCGUUUUCCAUUUCAAAUGUAAUUGUGUUGUGUUUCUCUGUGGGUUUCGUAAUCGAUUGGUGGGUAUAAGUAAGAGUGGGUAAUUAGCCCGAUCUCCACCACCCGGGUUACCGCUCACGUUAGUUCAUGAGUUAUUCGUCUCAUUAUCCAGGAGGCACGACGCGAACAUGUGAGUUGGAUUUUGCCUCUCAAAUAUAUACUUAACUGUUUACUAAUAAAAUAAUCAUUUGUUUAUGUAUGACAAAAUUGAAGUUAGACAUUAACAUCAUUGGAUGCGUACGCUUUAUGGUCUAGAGGUUAAGUGUUCGCUCACGAGACCUAUGGCCAUAGGUUCAAGUCCAAUAUGCGGUAUUGUGGAUGCGCAUCUCUGAGGAGUUUUAUACUAAAACAAACCAGCCAUCCAUUAAUGGUCUAGCUUAGAUUAGCUCAUAUUAUUCAACUGUUAAAAAUUAUUACAAUCUCUACAAAUCAAUAUUUUGAUAAUAAUUUCUCUCUACAGUCUUCAUUUUGUUAGGUCUGCCUCGACGUGCGAUAUUUUUUGGUGUAGGAGUAGACUGGAAGAAAGCCAGGGGCGGCCAGACCAAAACAUGGCACAAGUCCAUGAAGUCACUGACAAGUGGACUGACCCAUGUUGGUAGGUGUAGACUACCUGGUUGGGGACCGCGAGGUGAUAGCAACCGAUGGUUAGAGACCCUGAGUGACGUGGCUCAAAAUCGUUUGCAAUGGUGCAGGUGCAUCCACUCUUUGUGUUCUCUCAAAUUCUAAUCUUCUGAAUUCUUCAUGUCCCUUUCUUUUUUCUCUUUCCAAAUUUAUUUCACUGGGUAAUACUCCUUGAAUAACAUCUUCAAGCCCUAAUGUUUUCGAUUACUACUCAUACUCUUACUACCUGUACCACUGGGAUUUGAAUCGACGAUUGUAUCUUUGUGCUAAUGUGGUGUGGCAACUCGAACUGAUGUGCGUACGUACGAAGUUCUCCGUUGUUACUGACUGACUGACUG